This is a messenger RNA of Pundamilia nyererei, 1060 nucleotides long. It is a transcript of the gene tnnc2.2, whose product is annotated as troponin C2, fast skeletal type, tandem duplicate 2. Lineage: Eukaryota; Metazoa; Chordata; Actinopteri; Cichliformes; Cichlidae. Gene Ontology annotation, cellular component: myosin II complex. The coding region runs from base 111 to 593 and encodes 160 amino acids. The record is from RefSeq and is a predicted model, not a curated record. Gene Ontology annotation, molecular function: calcium ion binding. The transcript is spliced from 6 exons.
AACCAUCACUUGAUGUCUAGUCUCUCUGUUGGGGUGCACACGGAUUGACCACUCCUUUGGGCUUUUCUUUUAUCCUUGGAUAUUUGGGGGGGAAAAGCUAAUCCACAAACAUGACUGACGCGCAACAAGAGGCCCGCUCCUACCUGAGCGAGGAUAUGUUGACUGAGUUCAAGGCCGCCUUUGACUUGUUCGACACCGAUGGUGGCGGUGAUAUCAGCACCAAGGAGUUGGGUAACGUGAUGAGGAUGCUGGGUCAGAACCCGACAAGAGAGGAGCUGGAUGAGAUCAUCGAGGAGGUCGAUGAGGACGGUAGCGGCACCAUCGACUUCGAGGAGUUCUUGGUCAUGAUGGUGAGACUGAUGAAGGAGGACCAGGCCGGAAAGAGCGAGGAAGAGUUGUCAGACUGCUUCCGUGUGUUUGACAAGAACGGCGACGGUUACAUCGACAGAGAAGAGUUUGCCCUUAUCAUCCGCAGCACCGGCGAGGCCAUCUCAGAGGAGGAGAUCGAUGAGCUGCUGAAGGAAGGAGACAAGAACAGCGACGGCAUGCUGGACUUUGACGAAUUCCUCAAGAUGAUGGAGAAUGUGCAGUAGAACAAGAAAGACUCAUGGACAUUCCUCCACCCUUCUGUGAACCCCCAUUCUGACCCACUCCCUCCUUCUCCCUCUUGUCCACCUGGUUCACUGCCUUUCUUCUCCAUCCUUAUAGAAGUCCUCAACAGACAGCUAGAGCACCCAGUGGGGGGUCGCUGGCUGGGCAACAUCUUUCCCCUGGCUCGCUUGUAAAUGCAGACAUCCCCUAGAUGCCAUGCUGACACCCAGCCCUGUAACAGGACAGCAAGGCUGCAACAGGGGUUUUUUUCACUGCACACAGCUUUUGCAGUAUGCAUGGCAUGUCGUGUCAUCAGUGACCCCCUCCCCCUCUCUGCUGGUAAAGCUCUGAUCUAGAUGUAUUCUAGAUAGACGGGCAGCUUGUUACCUGCUGCUUAGACCAAUUAAUUCAAUCACUUCACUGUAUAAAGAAGUAAUUUGCUUGAAAUAAAUGAACUAACACAUGCUCA